AAUAUUCAGAUAUUUCUUAAAUUUACUAAAUUCUACUAUCGAUUUAUACAGAACUACUCCAAGAUUGCUAUAUUAUUAAUCAAUCUUUUGCAAAGCAGCAGCAUAGGCAUAAUUAUGCUCUCGAACUGCAUUCGAGUAGCUUUCAAAACUCUAAUCAUACUCUUUAUAAUAGCUUCAUUGCUAUGCUAUUAUAAUGCUGCAUUAUUAACAAGAGUUGAAACGAAUGCUUCUGCUUUCGCUAUAAGAGCUGUGCUAGCUUAG
This is a messenger RNA of Cryphonectria parasitica EP155, 261 nucleotides long. RefSeq lists its product as uncharacterized. Lineage: Eukaryota; Fungi; Ascomycota; Sordariomycetes; Diaporthales; Cryphonectriaceae. The annotation marks the transcript as partial. The record is from RefSeq and is a predicted model, not a curated record. The transcript has a single exon.